AAUUAUGAAAUAAGCAACAACGGUCUACCUGUUUUAUAUGAAUAUUUCAUUUUCCACCGGCGAGCUUGUUCAUUUCAUUCUCCCAUGGAUUUCCAAUGUCAAAUUGUCGAUGACUCCAAUCAGCCUGCAUUGAUCUAAAUCCCAAACUUUGAAAUCACGUGUUUCUUUUCUCCUUCACGAAACCAUUGUUCCCUUCGAAACAGAUCGAAUAGGGUGCAUCGCCACCGAUUCACUGAGCUGCAUUUGAGUGACUCAUGGAACCAGCUUCAGCUGAUUCUUCAUCUCAACCUACUCCUCCAGCUUCUAAUACUGAAGAUCGGCACUCAACCAAAGCGUCUGGACAAACUGGCAAUGCACAUGAUUCACAAUUGUCAUCACCCACUUCUGGCAUAUCAUCCUGGGCAAGAAAUCUGAAAUUCCCACAGGCCCUUGGGCUUGGAGGAGCACAACAGAACUCCCAGGCCCAAAACGCUGGCAUGUCAGCUUUUGCUCGCCUGACUGGUGGGCUUGGAUUGCAAACGCUAUCAAAUGAAACUGCUCCAGUCAAGUCAGGAACCGAGCAAUCUAACUUACUUGAAUCCGUCACCAAAGGCUUGGUGGACUCUUCCAAGAGUGCAGUAAAGGCGGUGCAGGUCAAAGCUCGCCAUAUUGUCUCUCAAAAUAAACGUAGAUACCAGGAAGAUGGAUUUGAUUUGGACAUGACAUACAUCACUGAAAAUAUAAUUGCUAUGGGAUUUCCGGGUGGUGAUUUUAGCUCUGGAAUUUUUGGAUACAUUGAGGGGUUCUAUCGCAAUCACAUGGAUGAAGUGAUCAAGUUUUUUGAAACACAUCAUAAGGGAAAGUACAAAGUAUACAAUCUUUGUUCAGAAAGGUUAUAUGACGGAUCAUUAUUCCAGGGGAAGGUUGCAACUUUCCCAUUUAGUGAUCAUAAUUGCCCUCCUAUUCAACUUAUAGCAUCAUUUUGUCAAAGUGCAUAUUCAUGGUUGAAGGAGGAUAUUCAAAAUGUGGUGGUUGUUCAUUGUAAAGCUGGUAUGGGGAGGACUGGACUGAUGAUAUGUAGUCUUCUUUUAUUUCUUAAGUUCUUCCCAACUGCAGAGGAAGCUAUUGAUUACUUUAACCAUAAAAGAUGUGUAGAUGGAAAGGCUCUAAUCCUCCCUAGUCAGAUUAGAUAUGUAAAAUACUUUGAACGGACUUUAACACACUUCAAUGGAGAAGUCCAGCCAGGACGAAGGUGCAUGCUAAGAGGGUUUCGGCUUCACGAAUGCCCUUAUUGGGUUAGACCAUCUAUUACAAUUUCUGAUCAUAAGGGAAUUCUUUUUACCACAAGAAAGCAUCCCAAAACAAAGGAUCUAAUGCCAGAAGAUUUCUGGAUCAGUGCACCAAAGAAAGGAAUUGUGGUUUUUGCCCUACCAGGAGAGCCUGGUCUAACAGAGUUGGUAGGAGACUUCAAAAUUCAGUUUCAAGAUCGACAGGGAGAUUUCUACUGUUGGAUGAAUACAACAUUGACAGAAAACCGAAAAAUUUUGGAUGGUUCAGAUUUUGAUGGUUUCGACAAGAGAAAGAUCCCUGCUCCAGGAUUCAAGGUGGAAAUUGUGAUGAUAGGGUAUAAUGCCAUCCUACCUGCAAAUACAAAAUCGAAUCCUGCCAGCAAAGGAUCUGAUGGAAACACAAGCAAUGCCCUACCUGGUCUAAAGCAUACUACAUCUAAUUCAAGUGAGAGUGAAGUCCCUAGAAAUGGAGAUGAUGAUGUAUUCUCAGACAGUGACGAAGAGGAGACCCGGGAUACACAAAGCACGAAAGCUGCAACUGAGUACAAAUUUAUGGCACCUCAUCAAGUAUCUGAGACAACAACUGACCAUGUAGGGAUGUUGACACACAAAACGGAUCAGUUGUCACUACAACAAGAGGAACGCAAGCAAAACGUUGCUUCUGAAGAAUCAGAUACAGAUAAACUUCAUAAAAAUCAUACAGGCAAUAACAGUAUAAACAUGGGAUCUGUAGGGGCAAGUGACAUCAAGGCAAUCGCGGCAGAUGCUUCAGUUUUUUCCUUUGGAGAUGAAGAUUUUGAAAGUGACUGAGAGGAUGUGGGAUGACUUUUGAUUGAUUUCAAUACUUUUCAGGAAAGGCAUUAGGCAUUAGGGAAUUCAUUGGUUUUCCCCCAAUUUGUUGUCAAAAGAACUUUCUGUAUUUUAUUAUUUAAACUCUGUAUAUUUUAAGGGUUACAUGUUUACAUGAUUCUCUCAAGUAUUCUACGUGAUAUGCUUCACUGUCCUCAA
This is a messenger RNA of Glycine soja, 2276 nucleotides long. Its product is annotated as phosphatidylinositol 3,4,5-trisphosphate 3-phosphatase and protein-tyrosine-phosphatase PTEN2A-like. Gene Ontology annotation, cellular component: cytosol. Lineage: Eukaryota; Viridiplantae; Streptophyta; Magnoliopsida; Fabales; Fabaceae. Gene Ontology annotation, molecular function: phosphatidylinositol-3,4,5-trisphosphate 3-phosphatase activity. The transcript is spliced from 13 exons. Gene Ontology annotation, biological process: dephosphorylation. The record is from RefSeq and is a predicted model, not a curated record. The coding region runs from base 255 to 2078 and encodes 607 amino acids.